Molecule: messenger RNA, 3066 nt
Organism: Pectinophora gossypiella (pink bollworm)
Lineage: Eukaryota; Metazoa; Arthropoda; Insecta; Lepidoptera; Gelechiidae
Exons: 10
Coding region: 1-3066 (1021 amino acids)
Source: RefSeq, a predicted model, not a curated record
AUGCCGUUGAUUAUUUCCAUUUUAUUACAUAAAAUAGCGUCUUCUACUUGCCCGAAGGCAUUGAUGAAGCCUAAGAGGGAGCGAGCUCGCCCAGAAGCUCAUCAUUGGAAGGCUCCUCCAGACAUCACAUUUACUCAUGAUGUGGGCUUCGUGUAUCGCCGGUCCUCCAGCACUGACUGCCGCAUCUGCUUCGCUGCCAGGCAGUGUUACAUCAUGAAUUUCAUCAGAUGCGAAUACUACCUGCAGACCACUAAGAUCCUUGCUGAUGAGGAUAUACCAACGGUGGACUCCAACCCUCAGCUGAGGGCUGAGAUCGACUCCAUGAUGUACAGCGUUAUUGAGAAAGCCCAAGAAGAAAUAGACUUCCAGGAUUGUGUCCCUUACAUAUCCCGAUAUACAGACUGUACUAAAGACAACAUCUGCCUGGGCUGCAAGACGUGUGACUGCGAUGCCCUGGGCCGGUGGAACUGUAGUGUGGCGCAAGAGUGUCGUCCUGAUCUGGUGAAGCCAGUCGCUGACCACAGGACCCUGGUUAUGGUAGUGGAGAACUUGAAGCAGACUGAUCAGUUCGUUAAUCUAAGAGCCAAACGUUCCCUCGAUGAUCAAUAUCACGAUGUUGAUGAUGAUGACAUCAGUCAUGCUAAAUUAUCAGAAUGGAUAAACGGAGAACCGACCCUGAGAGACGCAAGCUUAUACGCCGAAGAAUCCGAACAAGAGCCGAACCUUCUAGAACCAACUAGAACAAUCAAACAACGCAGCAAGAACGGCACUAAACUGUUGAAAAUGAUCGUGAAUUCUUUGAUCAACGAUGCCUUACCGGGAGUUUUUAAAGAAACUGAAUAUGAAAACAAUAGAGUGAAGCGAUGGGUUGGAAAUAAUACAAAGGCUGAAGUCAUAAAUAAAAUAACUUUCGAAGAGCUAUCUGAUUGGCUGAACCACGUUCACCCUUAUGUUUACGUGAAAGAUGGGAAAAAUUCUACGAAUAAAAAGCCUUUUAGUACACCCAAAACCAAUAGCAAAGCAAAAUUUGUUAAAACCACUACGAAAGCAGUUCCUAAAGCAGUACAAGUUGCGACAGCCAAUCCAAACCCAGAAUACUUAGCAUUCGAAGAAGUGUAUAACAACAUAGUAGUUGACAAUAAAAACUACAGCCGUAAGAGAAAACCUCCAGCAGAGGUUGAUAUGAAAGCCAUUGACUUAGAUUUCAACAUGUACGAUGACAAUAAUUAUCUACAAGACAUAGACAGCUCCAAAAACAGUACUGUGGAUGUAUCAAACGCAAGGGAUAUUAUUAAUAAAAUUUCUGUGACUAGUUCAACGACGAUUUAUAAAGACUAUCUCGCAGAAUUCCUGCCCAGUGUUACUGAAGUAGUUGUGAAUCUACUUGAGUCCCCUAAGAAAACUAAUUCUGCCCAUAGUAAAGAUGAAACUUACAUGAAUAAUAUAGACCUUGUGACUUUAAACAAAUUCGAUUAUCUUAAUGCAGUAAAUAUUAUGAAAAGAGAAGUUCCUACUAUAGUUACUCCACGUACUGUCAAUCUCAAUACAACAACAACACGAACAACUACUGUAAAACCCAACGCGACCAACCCUGCGAAAGAGCUAAAAGACGGUGUAUUAGACCCUCUAGAUAAAAUCCUCAAAGAUAAACAACAUGAAAUAGCAGAUCUAUUAAAAAUCAGAGAGAAACUCGUUGCAUUCAUUAAAAAGUUUAAACAGGCUAAUGUUAAAAAAGCUGGCAAAAAUGCGUUUGUAUCUGUUUACAAACUAGAAGUGAUGCCUCAUCACCAUCAUGACUACAGACGAAGCAACUCGUCAAUACUCGAUAAAUACCUGAUUAACCUAAAAAAAGACAUUUACGAAGUUGUAAAGGAUCUGGUUACUAUUCGCAAACUUUAUGGUCAUGCAAAUGUGCCUGAUAAUUUAAACUUCCUCACACGAGCUUUAAAACAUUAUAUACAUAAAGAAACUGAUUCUAAUAACAAAACCACAAAACUUCCAAUUCAUAGGCGAUACAAUGUUAACCCCAAUCUUGUCAAAGAAGCGCUUGUUAAUGUCAUCGAAUCUUUAGAUAGAAACAUGCCGAAAGCUAGCGCUUUGAUUCCCUUAUCGCCUCAUACUAAAAGAGUGCUUAAAAGAAUCAUCAAAAAGAAUUACGUAGAUGAAUACGCUAACACUGGCCUAAGAGUGUACGACCCACAUUAUAAUUUGACAAAAGACUUGAGCAGUAUCGGGACUCAGUGGCAGAUGAUGACCAGUCAAAUCGAAAAGAGUACUGUUGCUGAUCGGUUGUACAAUAUGAAGAAAUUGCAAUUGAUAUUAGCCGUCGACAUAGCAAAAAUGAAUGAUGCAUUAGCUUUGAUAGACUUCGCCCGAAGCAGACGAAUGAUUCCAGUCGAUGAAUUGCUGGGAGAAAAAAUAAUGGCCAACAUUGACAAAAGCUUGGACUCAGUGAACGUAAGAAUGUACAAAAUUAUAAACGCGCAGACAAAGCAAAUAGCUAAAUCCAAACCUCGUAAGAAAUACAGAAAGAAGGACUCGUUUUUGAAACAGAUAAAGAAUUUACUUCACAAUUCUAAAAGUGAAGUGUUGAAACUGUGGCACAAACAAAUACCAAAGUCAGAUAUUGUGAAAGAGAUCGCUCGCAAAAAUGUAGAAGAAUUAACGAAAAAGAAAUUAGAAGAAACUAUGCAAAAGUGGCAAACCAAUUUGAACGUACUCUCUGACAACAUCAGAUCGAAGAGAUCUUCGAAUGAUUACGACAAAUUGAGAAGGCGCAUUAAAAAUAUAAUACCAAAAUAUCUGAGGGGCAAGGUGCAUCCAGCUUUAAAUGGUAAAAAGGUUAAAAAUAAGAAAAAGAAUAUAACCGGCAGUUACAAGAAAGUAUUGAAUAAGACGGGCUCCAAGCAUACAACGAAGUUUACCAUCACGAAACAUACUACUAUGAAACACCCAACCAAAAAACAUACUACAACGAAACCUAUUACCACGAAACAUGCUGCCACAAAAAUUACUACCACAAAACAUACUACCAUUCCUACUUCAAUGCCCACUGCUGCUAGCUAA